UGAUAAACGUGAAGGGCUCAUAACGUCAAACAUGGAAGGCGAGGUGUUCGACCAAAAUGGUAGGGUGAUUAAUCCUGAGAUUCCAGGGGGCACGAGAGAAGAGGCACUUCGUAUAGCCACGCUCGGUCCCAAUGCCCCAGGGAUGUUCCGAAUUUGGCAAGAAAAGGAAGAACCGAUAAUGCAAGUGGAAGAUGUAACUAACUUGGAAGAGAAAGUGAGUAGGAUGAGGAUUGGAGAAGAUAAGGAAGACGUGCCGAUCGUGGAAGGAGAAGCAGAGGAGGACGACGUUAGGACUAACGUCAGAGACGCAUUCGAUAGAAUGGAAGACUUGGUAGACAAAAUGCAAAGGCUACAUCUGAGACGUCAAGAGAUAUGUAGAGGAGCAGGAAGAGAAGAGGCUGGAUGCCCGAAAGUAUUUACUAUGGGACGCGGGGGAUCAGGAGAUGGGCCAAAUGAACCCAACCCGAGAAUGCAGAGAGCCAAUAUGGCCGCAAGGAACAGUGGAAGUCAGAGAAGUAUAAGAGGAACGAUUCCAUUCGCUACAAGAAGACCCGCAGGAGGGAAUCCUCAAAAGGAACAAGCUCAGGCUUCCCAGCCAGCGGAAGAAGAACCACCUAUCACGGUAGAAGGUGAUGAAGAAGAGGAUGAGAAGAUUAGGGAGGAAGAAGAAAGGGGUGGGCUCAAGCAGGGUUCCAAAAGGAGGUACAAGACGGUAGAUAAGAAGAGCCACCCUGUGCCAGUUCUAGUGAGUCAGGAAGAAGGGGUGUAUUAUAAUCAGGAAAGAAAACUGAUACAAAGAAUGAGGGAAGGUAUCCAGAAUGGGCCUUGUCGUAUCGACGAAGAGACUGAGAAAGAGCUGAUAAUAGGGGAACCUGGGUUUCUGACAAGGCAAGAGGAGGACUUGGUGAAAGAACUGAUACGUGAAAAACAUGGGGCAUAUGCCUUCAACGAUGACGAACGUGGGAGGCUGGAUGUGGACAAAAUCGAAAUGAUCCGCAUUCAUACGGUGCCUCACAAACCAUGGAAUGUCCGAGGAGCUAAGUACCCCAACCCCGAGGAUUGCAGAAGGGUGGUAGAAUACCUAGACGGAAAAAUUCGUACGGAUGUUGCGGGAUAUUCUAGUGGACCGUACGCAUCUCCAUGGUUCUGCUUUAUAAAGCCAAAUGGAGUUCUCAGAUGGGUGCAAGACCUCGAACGACUGAACGCGGUAAUUGUAAGGGAUGCAGGAGGUUUGCCCAACGCUGACCAGUUGUCAGAAGCUUGUGCAGGUAGGUCGAUUGUGUCCCUCAUCGACCUCUACUCCGGAUAUGAUCAGUUUCCAGUCUAUCCGGCAGACCGUCCCAUCACGGCGAUGCACACGCCAAGGGGAUUAGUUCAUAUGAAUGUUGCACCACAAGGAUGGACCAAUGCUGUGGCCAUGGUGCAACGGAGCAUGAUCAGGGUUAUGCAGCUUAUCAGCCCUCAGAUCACCGAGCCAUACAUAGAUGAUCUUGCAAUUAAGGGCCCGAUUGAGAAAGAUGAAUCAGAAGUGGCUCCAGGGGUGAGAAGGCGUGACCCCUGGAAAGAAGAGGCCAUGGCGCAGAGAGGAGCAGUGGCAGGGCCCUCUGGACCUGCCUUGAGAAAGGGGGGGCAGAGGAGGGAACAGAGAAUCUCAAGGAACUUGGAGGAGUUGCCCAUUUACAGGGCUGGAGCCAGUCUGCGAGUUUUUUUGCGAGACCUUGAGGGGUACGCUUUCAUGAGAGAAUGGGGUGACAGGGAAAAGAUUGCGAAUGUGAGAGGGGCAGGAAUGUACAAGAGGAGGAUUGAAGGAGUGGUGGCAGGUUGGACGAGAUGGAGGGUAUGCAAGGUGAGACUAUGGAGAGACAUGGGGGAAUUCCCAAGGAAUGAUAUGGAGGAUGACUUAAAGUUUAAUGGGACCAAUCUGGAGGACUUUAUUGAGAGCUUGCAGCUGGCCGCUGAGAGGGGCGAAUGGAGCGAGGAAGAAAAGAGGAAGCAAUUGAUAGCAGAUCAGACAAAGGCCGAUGGAGAUGAACAGGAAGAGGAGGAGGCAGCAGAGGAGAGGAAAAGAAGCAUGAAGGUCAGUAUGGUACCAAGGAAGAAGAAACUUGGAAAGAAAAGGGCAAUUAAGAAUGAAAGGAAAGAGGUACAAGAAAGGGUGAGUGAAAAGGAGGAAGGAGUAGAGGAAGCUGAAGAGCGAAAGGAAGUCCAGGGAGGAUGCAAGGCUCCCAAAAUCAAGAGAACUAAGGGAAAGAGGCCGAUUGGGGAAAAGGAAGAGACAAGCGAGAUAGGAAGGAAGGAAGAUGAAAAGGAUGGCCAGGUGGAGAAGCUGAUGAGAGAUAUGGAAGAAAUGAGGGAGGAAGUGAAGGAAUUGAAGAAAGAGAAGGAGGAAUUGCAAAAAGAAAUGAGUCAAUUGAGGGCCACCCUGAAUGUGCGGAGUAGAGAACUGGAAAAUGAAGUGGCCACAAGAGGUAAGAUGAAAAUAAGGGUGGAUGGUCUGGUUUCUGAGGUCAGUGUACUAGGGCAGGACUUAGACAAUGAAAUCUCUGAAAGAAAGAAGUUGGGACAAGAGUGGGAGAAAAGGUGGGAAGAGAUAUUGAGAGGAAUGGAGGAAUUCAGAUUGAGCCAACAAAGGGAAGAGAAGGAAGCCACAGAGAUGGUGGGAAGAAAAGGGGGUGAAGAGAAGGGGACACAGACUGAGGAGAAGAAAGAAGAGCCUCCUGCGCCUGAAAAGGGAGUAAGUGAGAGUGUGGCUAUGCCUCUGCCAGGACAGGGGAAAAGGCAAACGGAAUCCCAGUUGGACUCACCAAAGGUGGCUGAAGAUCAGGUUGAGACUUCAAUUCAGCCAGACAUAAAGAGAAUCAAGCCCAGCAUGAUUGGACAAAGGUGUUUCUUCUGCACUCAGGAAGGACACCUCAGAGAUGAGUGUUCCAUUCUAGCAAUUUAUAUAAAGGAAGGAAAGGCCAAAUAUGAUAGUCAUAAGAGAUUGGUGGCCGGCACAGGGCAGACCAUUCCCAAGAUACCUGAGGGAGGCAGGGUAACACUUCACAGGAUACUAAGACUGCGAGUUGAUUUCUAGGUAGGAAUAGGUAGGUGUUUUGAGUAAACUAUGACUUGAAUU
Molecule: messenger RNA, 3118 nt
Organism: Chara braunii
Lineage: Eukaryota; Viridiplantae; Streptophyta; Charophyceae; Charales; Characeae
Source: the annotation of a GenBank genome assembly